ACACAUUUUUUCAUCUCUCUAUCUCUUACUCCACUUCGUCGUUUCUUUCCGAGUAACGAUUCUCUUUCUUGUUCACAUCUAAUUUCUCCAGAUAAACCCUAAUAAAAGAAAAGAGUAACAAAAUUCACUUCGUCAUCUUCACCAAUCUCCAAUCAGCGCAUGUUAGUGGAAGGGUAUGCUUCCAGACUGAGAAACUAAGAAGACAAACUUCAAUUCGCUCUCUCUCUCUCUCUCUCGCUGAGCCAUGGCCGAGUUGCAGCGCUUAGUGGAAGGUCACCAGACUAACGGCGGUUUAGGCUUCAUCCCCUCAGCCGAAGCACCGGAAACAUCCGCCGGAUCUAAACGACUGAGAAGACCGAGCGUUCGGUUAGGAGACAUCGGCGGCGGCGGCGAGCAGUACCAGCAAGCGCCGUACGAUUCGCACGUGCGGCAGCGUCCGAAAUGGAGCAACGGAAAGGAGCCUAAUCAGAGCGGGAAGCCUCCGUCGAGGACUCGAACCCUAACGAACUUGAGCUCCGGGCACGCCCUAGACGAAGAUCCGAUUCCCAUCGGGGCUUUGCGGGUCAACAAGUGGGUCAAAGAGACGGCGGCGGCGAAGCGAGGAGCCAGGUCGAGUUGGGCGGCGAAAGAAGAUGAAGAGUUGGAGGAAGGGUUUCGCGAUUUCAGCAGAGAGGAUUCGGAGAGUCCGGAGGAGGAGGAGGAGAGACAAGGGUUUGAGAAUAGGACAAGGUACGAGAUGAUGUCGGGAGUGAAGAUUUGGCUGCGGGGGUUAGGGUUAGGGAGGUACUGGCCAAUGUUUGAGAUGCAUGAGGUUGAUGAAGAGGUCUUGCCUUUGUUGACGUUGGAGGAUCUCAAGGACAUGGGGAUCAAUGUCGUUGGGUCGAGAAGGAAAAUGUUUUGUGCUAUUCAGAAGCUUGGGAGAGAGUUUUCUUGAAAAAAAAAAAAAAAGCAAUAGUCUUUUGUUUUUGUGACAGCCAUUGCAAUGUCUGAAGCUCUUUUUUUUUCUUUUUCUUUCACUAGUGUUUGUAGUUGUAGUAUUAGAGGAUGAAGAAGAAGCAGGUUUUGCUUAUUGGUGACCAUAACAAUUAUGACA
Messenger RNA from Brassica oleracea var. oleracea, 1093 nucleotides. Its product is annotated as ankyrin repeat and SAM domain-containing protein 3. NCBI's taxonomy places the organism in Eukaryota, Viridiplantae, Streptophyta, Magnoliopsida, Brassicales, Brassicaceae. Gene Ontology annotation, molecular function: protein binding. The record is from RefSeq and is a predicted model, not a curated record. The transcript has a single exon. The coding region runs from base 245 to 934 and encodes 229 amino acids.